Salvia hispanica is the source of this 928-nucleotide messenger RNA. RefSeq names its product Mannose-binding lectin superfamily protein. NCBI's taxonomy places the organism in Eukaryota, Viridiplantae, Streptophyta, Magnoliopsida, Lamiales, Lamiaceae. The record is from RefSeq and is a predicted model, not a curated record. Gene Ontology annotation, molecular function: carbohydrate binding.
CUUCUACUCUAGCUGAUGUGUGUAUAUAUAUAUAUAGUAGUAUGUGUUGAAGCAUUGCAAUCAACAUAUUUGCUCUUUACUUUUCUUGCAAGUACUCCUAGGUUAAACAUGCAAGGGGAAAAGGACGAGGCGGGCGAUGGGAAGGAGAUCGUGGUUGGGCCAUGGGGAGGAAACGGCGGGAGCAAUUGGGAUGAUGGGAGCUUCAAUGGAGUGAGGGAGAUCAAGCUCAUGUAUGGCCGUUGCAUCGAUUCAAUACGCGUCGUGUACGAUAGAAACGGAAGGCCCGUUGCAGCGGAGAAGCGUGGAGGUGGCGGAGGCACCAAAACUGCUGAGGUGAAGCUGCAGUUUCCGGAGGAGUACCUGACGGCGGUGUGGGGGCACUACGCCCCGGUGGUGCACGGGGGGAGCCCGGUGAUCCGGUCGCUGACGUUCAGGACGAACCGCAGAACAUUGGGGGCGUUUGGAGUGGAAGAAGGGACGCCAUUCAGUCUGCCGAUGGAAGGAGGACAGGUUGUGGGAUUCAAAGGGAAGUGUGGUUGGUAUGUAGAUGCAAUUGGUUUCCACAUAGCUAAAGUGAAGACAGCCAAAGCUGUGCCGAGAGCGCAGCCUAGUCUCUUCAGAAGGCUCACUAGCUCUGUCUCGUUCGCCCCUCUUACUCUAAGAGACGGAGACGAAGCUCGGGCUAGAUCCACUAAACCUGCCCCUCUUACUGUUAGAGAUGGAGACGAAGCUCGAGCUAGAUCCACUAAACUUUCCACUUAGAAAAUACAACACCUAAUUUCCCGCCUAGUAGAUGUUUUAGGUGAUCCUUAUCGAUUGUAUUGAUAUUGUAGUAUGCUCUAUCCGCUUCGAAACAUAAGACUAUUGUUCCCAUUUCACCAAUAAACAUUUUUACUAAGGAUAUCAGAGGGGAUCUUUUUCGAUGUAA